CUCUGCUUCAUACAGUGCUUCAUACAAUGUCUUCCUGGUCAUUACUCCUCUGUUUCGUUCUUCUGUCGACAAGUGGAAUUCAAGUUGGCGCAGACAUGCCGGCACCUCAGUGGCAAUCCCACUAUAGAUCUUUCACGUAUACUCAGGGGUAUGCGACGGUUCAAUGUUCAUGCUUGAGAAGUCUAUCCGAUGCGGAGCUUCGUCGACAACUUCCACCACCUGCAUCAAAGUGUCCCCGAUGCCACUAUGUGGGAUGAUCUGAGAAGAAGAUGAGGAAUGAUGUGGAGAAACGGGACAAUUGAUUUGCUCAAGACGUCACCUAUCCCAUUCUGUGAAUGCUUUUCAUUCUGAUUAUUCACAAAUCCACUUUAAUGUAAAUUA
Trichobilharzia szidati is the source of this 381-nucleotide messenger RNA. NCBI's taxonomy places the organism in Eukaryota, Metazoa, Platyhelminthes, Trematoda, Strigeidida, Schistosomatidae. The record is from the annotation of a GenBank genome assembly.